AAAAGUGUUGGAGGGAUUUUGUACUUUUUGCUUUUAAGACACAGAAGAACAUGUUCCGAACACCAGAGCUUCAAGUUCGGCAAGUCUCGUUUCAACCAGAACGCGUUGUUUGGUCGCUUCAGACACUUCCUGGAUGUGAUUGGCCCCAGCACCCUGUUUGUGACGGAGAGACAACUACAGGAGUGUGUGGCGCUACGUGAUCGUUUCAAACAAGGAACUCUGCCUCGAGUCACUGACGCUCAGCUUUGGAAAGCUCAGAAAGUGAAGCAGGCCAUCCUCCACCCUGACACCGGGGAGAAGAUCCUCAUGCCCUUUCGGAUGUCGGGUAACAUUCCAUUUGGCACCCCAGUGGUUGUUGGUCUCCUUCUCCCAAAUCAAACAUUGGCAUCAACUAUCUUCUGGCAGUCGUUAAACCAGAGUCACAUCGGCUGCGUUAACUUCUGCAACCACAACGCCUCCAAGCCGGCUCCAGCCUCCAGGUUCGUUCCGGGCUUCCUGGGAGCCGUGACCAGCGCCAUCUCCAUCGCUGUUGGUUUGAAUGUGUUACUCCAGAAAGCAAAUGGCUUCAGCCCAACAACCAGGCUUCUGGUGCAGAGGUUCAUCCCCUUCCCAGCAGUGGCGAGUGCUAACGUCUGUAACGUGGUCCUCAGGAGGCACUCGGAGCUGUUGGAGGGCCACAGCGUGCUGGACGAGCAGGGGAACGUGGUGGGAACCUCUCGACUAGCUGCCAGGCAUGCCCUUAUGGAGACGGCCCUGACCCGAGUGGUGCUGCCCGUCCUGCUGCUCCCUCCACUGAUCAGGUCACUGCUGGAGAAGCGUCCUGUCCUGCUGAGGCAGCGGGGGCUCGUCCUGCCCGUCCACAGUCCGGUGGGGCUCGCCGCCUUCGGCCUGGCUCUGCCGCUCGCCAUCAGCCUCUUCCCACAGAGGUCCCAGAUCAGCGUCGGUCUGUUAGAGCCGGAGAGCGCGAGGGCAACAGACGGUUCGAUGGUGACGGACAGUAAAGGCCUGUGGGUGAUCUGUGCGGAUGGGACCCCCCCCCCAUGAGGAACUCAAAGACAACUUAUUGAAAUAACGACUAAAAGACAAUAAAGAUUCAAACACAUUAUAAUCUCACAUGGAAAUCAGUUCUGAAGAGGUCAGCACUCUGCACACAAACGCAUCGUUGUUGAAAUCAUUGUGUUGCUGCUCUGCCUUUUGUGUGUCUGUACUUUUCUCUGUGUAAACCUUCUUGUGUAGCUGUUGUCAGGAUCUGUGUGAUUAGUGUGUUUGCACAGUUGCCGGGGGAACGCGGCACGCUAGGCUGCCGUCUCAACAAGAACGCACAAGUCGGCUGGAAGCUGCUGGUGACACAAAUAACAACUACACACUGUUCACAAAGCCAACCGGUGAUUAUUGAUGCAUUAUUAUCAAUAAACAUGUUUCAUAUUUUA
Messenger RNA from Platichthys flesus (European flounder), 1430 nucleotides. It is a transcript of the gene sfxn5a, whose product is annotated as sideroflexin 5a. NCBI's taxonomy places the organism in Eukaryota, Metazoa, Chordata, Actinopteri, Pleuronectiformes, Pleuronectidae. Gene Ontology annotation, biological process: citrate transport; monoatomic ion transport; mitochondrial transmembrane transport. Gene Ontology annotation, cellular component: mitochondrial inner membrane. Gene Ontology annotation, molecular function: monoatomic ion transmembrane transporter activity; citrate transmembrane transporter activity. The record is from RefSeq and is a predicted model, not a curated record.